This is a messenger RNA of Loa loa (African eye worm), 1158 nucleotides long. RefSeq lists its product as hypothetical. Lineage: Eukaryota; Metazoa; Nematoda; Chromadorea; Rhabditida; Onchocercidae. Gene Ontology annotation, biological process: cytosolic ribosome assembly; ribosome biogenesis. The coding region runs from base 88 to 849 and encodes 253 amino acids. The record is from RefSeq and is a predicted model, not a curated record. The transcript has 5 exons.
UUAUAGGUACUCAAUAUGAGGACAGAAUGUUCCUCUUUGGAUACGACAGUUAUUGAUUAUAUUAUCUAGUCGCUUUGCAGCCGAAGAAUGGCAAAUCGAAUCAAAACUCCGACGAAUGUCAAGCUACUCACUAAUGUAGCAGUGGUCCGAAUGAAAAAGUGUGGGAAACGAUUCGAAAUCGCAUGUUACAAAAAUAAAGUGAUCAGCUGGAGGAACAAAACUGAAAAAGACAUCGAUGAAGUGUUGCAGACACAAACGGUAUUUACUAAUGUAUCCAAAGGGCAGGUAGCGAAACGCGAAGAGCUUAACACUGCCUUCGGCACAGACAACCAGUUGGAAAUUUGUAAAAUAAUCUUAGAAAAAGGUGAUCUUCAAGUUUCGGAGAAAGAGCGCCUGGCGCAGUCCGAUUCGUCAUUUAAAGAAAUCGCAAAUUUAAUAGCGAACAUGUGUGUGAAUCCGGAUACGAAACGUCCAUAUUCUAGCAGUGUUAUCGAUAAUGCUUUGCAUGAAGCACAUUUAAGUCUGAAGCCUAACCGCUCAAUAAAGCAACAAGCCUUGGAAAUAAUUCCUAAACUGCGUGAAUCAAUGAAAAUUGACCGAGCAGAGAUGCGACUUCGAGUGUCUGUUGAAGCGAAAGAAGCUAAACGCAUGCAUGAUCGGCUGAAAGGGAUGUUCACAAAAAUUGAAGUUGAAGAUUGGGAACAAGGGAAUCUUGAGAUGGUUGGACUAAUUGAUCCGGGUGCAUAUCGAUCAAUUGAAGAGUUACUUCAGAAGGAAACGAAAAAAACAGGACAUUUAGAAUUACUAGCUCUCAAAGUUAUUGACGAAGGUGAUGUUGAAAUCUCAUGAUUCGCUGUAAAUCAUUUCUCUUCAUGUCUUGUUUGUAGUUCGGUGUCGAGCAAUUUGGUCGAAAUUUUAAUUGUUGAUCUGGAUUGCUCAAAAUAGCUUUGGGAUUUUUAUGUAACUUUAAUUUUUCUCCGGGAACUUUAUAAUUUAUUUGAUUUGAAGUAACGAAUAUUUUUUAUAGAGCAUGACUGUCUUUUCGGAGAUUGUUUCGGUUAAACGUUGAGCGACACACUUAAUAAAUAGAGGCAAACAAUUCUUACUAACUCAUAGUUGUUCUGAAAGUGAAGCGAACAUAAACCUUGUUGAAGCGAA